Messenger RNA from Symbiodinium pilosum, 573 nucleotides. Lineage: Eukaryota; Dinophyceae; Suessiales; Symbiodiniaceae. The record is from the annotation of a GenBank genome assembly.
AUGUCUGAUGGCGAAGUUCUGCGUGCUUGCCAGGACCAGGUGAUUCCACGAUGCUUUUCAACAACCGAAGACUUUUUCAGAGAAAAGAAGAUUCAGACCAAGCUGGAACCUUGGAAGAUUCCUGCCGGAAUGUCACCGCAGGAUGCAACUGAGCAGCUGAGACAGCUGAUGGAAUCAUACCCCCCUGGUCACGACGGCGUUGAUGCUGGUGGGUUCCGUGUCCUGCAAGCCCAGCCGAAGUACUUGUAUGCGCAAUUCGCCAGUUUUAUUGGAUUAAUCUCAGAUGUUGAAUUUGCGGUUAUGGACAAUGGUUACGUGCAGAUCAGAUCGGCUUUGCGAUCCAUGGCCGAAGAUGCGUUCGGGAAUAUUCAUACCCCCCCAGACAGUUUGCUCAAUGCCAAGCGACUGAACUGGUUUGCAGAACGCUUGCGGAAGAUGGGGUGGUCAGCGCCAGAAAUCACGGAGCAGACCCACCCGGAAUAUUUCGCUGAAAAUGUCAAGGCUGGUAUGAAGACCGUCGGCCUGGAGUUCAUGCCCGAGCGCGAAGGGGAUCCAAAGCCAGAGUACUGGUGA